AUUUCAAAAUGAUAGAACAGUAAAUUGUACUAACCAAUCGAAAUGACUUUCUUAACUGCAUGGAUUGUUUUUUAAUCAAGUUUCGUGCAAUUUUCAUGUAUGUGUAUACUUACUGCGGAAGUUGAUGAUACUUAUGAAUGUCAUUUAGAAUAAAGAUCACGUCUAAGAUGUUCAAUGUAAUAAUUUCAUACUUAUAUAACUUUUCCAUGAUCGACUAUUUUAUGGUUUACAAAUGAAAUGGGAACUCUUGUUGGUCAGUGGUACAAUUUAGGAAACAACUGUACUGGAUCCCUUGGAGAAUUAAAUCAUUGUGGAUACUCAUUAAAAACCAGCGAUAGUUUGAGUGAACACAAUUGGGACAGUGAAUUCAAAAAUUUAUCAUAUCCAUUUUGGAUGUCCAAUAGUAAUCUAACUAUAGAUCUUGAUGAAAGAUCAUUAAAAACAUCAUUUAUGAAUAGUAUGAUUUUGGAUAUGCAAGAUUUUUCUAAAACAGAUAUUUUCACAGAAACAUCGAAUAAUCACCAUCAUCAUCAUCAGACUGCUACAAAUUUGCUUAGUUUAACACAAUUGCUAGGAUUAAGCCGUUUAUUACAUUUCAUUAUGUGUAAAUCACGUCAAACUGAUACUACUGAACGUGUUGAUCAUACAAAUCAAUGUUCAUUUACAGAUUAUAUUUUUGCACAAUCUCAAUUAGAACGAAAAGCUAGAAGACGUAGUCAUUAUCCUGUAUUUAAAACUUUCUCCUAUUCUAAUUCAUUAAAUGCUAGUUUAACAUGUGUCAAUGAAGCGACUACAAUUACAGAUCAUUAUGCUUCGAAUUGGAAUACAUUGGGUGCCUAUUGUAGUAGUCUACGACAUAAACGUCGUCAUUGUAAUAGUGAAAGUGGUUUAUAUUUACCAGAAGCCAAUAUAUCUACAAUACUUUUACAAGAUAUUGAAAAUACAUCAAAUGAAAAUGACACUAAAGAGAAUGAACCACAUUUAACUAGUUCUGUGACAACACUGUUAGAAUCAUCCGAAGAAAUACAAACUAUCUCAACAAAUGCAAAUUUAGACAUGAACAAUUCUAAUGAAUUGAAUACGAGUAACAAUAAUGAAAAUACAUGUACAAUUUAUCAACAAUCUGAAGAUAAUAAUAAUAAUAAUAAUAAUUGUCUUACAACUACAAAUGAAUUAUUAGUCAUAGUAAAUACACAUGAAAAUCUAAUUGAAUUCUCAUCAUCUAUUGAUAAUCAAAAUACUAAUUGUAUAAAAAAUGAAUUGAAUAAUGAAGAAUUACCUUUAGUAAUUAAUAUUACCAAUUCAAUUGAAGCAGAUGAUACAUCUAGAUUAUUACAUAUACAUUCUUCUGUAAAUAAUACAACAUCUGUAAAUAUGAAUAAUAAAUCAAUUACACGUUCAUCAACAAUGAAAUUGAAUAAAUCCGUAUCAUUUGCUGAUGAAGUUGGCAAAUCAUUAACUGAAACAUUUAUAUUGCAUAAUCAUGAUGUUGAUGAAGAUGAAUUAUGUCAUGGGAUUUCUUCAGUAUACGAUAGUUUUGAAAAUCUCAAUUUUGGCUCAAUAAAACCGCACAAAUCAUUGGAUACUCCAUAUAAACAACGUUCAUCGAAAUUUCAAAUAUUUUACGGUGAUGAAUAUUUCAAGACGGAAUUCAAGCCGAUCACCUUGAAUCCAUGUGAAAAAAAAACUAAUCAUAAUGAAUUGAUUAAAUCAAAAAAUUCUUUCAAUACUACUACUGAUAUCGAAUCAUCAUCACAUUACAUAUGGAGUUUAACAUUUUCUCAACCAGCUUCACGUUAUUAUGAAUUUCGUCAAAAACUUGAACAAAAUAUUGUUUCAUUAGAAAGUAUUAAUCUUACUCAAUCAUCAUCAACUGAUCUUCCAUCAUUUUCAUCUGAUGUUAAACUCUCUGGUACAAUAAGAGUUAAAAAUAUUUGUUUUGAAAAAUUUAUAUAUUUACGUCUAACUAAAAAUAAUUGGCAAACUUAUACAGAUUAUCAAGCAGUGUAUAGUUCACAACUGUCAUCAGGUACAUGGUCUGGACCGAAACGUUAUGAUACAUUUAUAUUUAAUAUUACAAUUAAAUCAGAUCAACAACCAUAUUUUGAUGUGAAUGAUAAAAUUGAAUUUGCUAUUUGUUUUAUUGCAUCAAACAAUGAUAAUCAUAAAACAGAAUAUUGGGAUAAUAAUGAUCAUAAGAAUUAUAUUAUUGAACAACGUAAACAUCAUCAUCCAAUCUAUAUGAUGAAUAUGUUAAAUGUUGACAGUGAUCAUUCAAAUGAUCAUUCUUUAUCAUUAUCGUCAUCAUUCAAUAAUAAAUCGAUUACAUCAUCACCAUCAUCAUCAUCAUCUAGCAUGGAUAAAACAUUAAAUUUAAAUAUUGAACAUUGUACCAUUGAAUCGACGAAUAUGCCUCCGCCUUCAUCGUACACCCUGGAUUAUCGACCGAAUUUCGAUGGUUUCACUUCAUUCACACAUUAUCGAGCAUGGAGUCAUUUUGCUGGUGAAAUAAAUUAUUAUUAAUAAUAAUUUUCUCAUUGAAUAGUUUUCUAAUGACAACUAAUGAUCAUCAUCAUAAUCAUAAUUAAAAUAAUAAUAAUAAUAUUAAUAUUGAUUAAUUUUUUCUCCUUUUUUUCCCUUCACCUACCACUUACAUAAUAUUUUGUGUGUACAUUUUUAGUAAUAAUUUACUAUCUAUCUAACUAACUAACUAACUAACUAACUAACUAAUUAAUUGACGAGACUAGCAAUCACAUCAAUAAUAAUUUAAUGUAAUUUCAUUUUUUUUAUUUUUAAAAAAAUUCAUUUAUUUAUUUAUUAUUUAGAAAUGAUUCAAAUAAUUUCUUGUUUUGUUUUUUUCAUUUUCAAAAUUAUUUUUUGUGAACAAAUAUAUUUUUUUCUAUGAAAAAAAAACACAACAAAGAAACAAGAAACAAAUUGGGAAAAUUCGAAAAAAAAACCCGCGCGCCCGCCAGAUCGACCUCCUUUUUACGCCUUCUUUCUUUCUUUCGAAAAGAGCCGAAAAAAAUAAAAUAGCUGUAGAGAGAGAGACAGAUGCUUGAAUGUUUUGUUUUCAAUGUUCAAUGUUCAACAGUUAUUGUUCUUGUUUCUUUGUAACUUUUUUCGCUCUCUCUCUCUUUGUUAUUAUUAUUAUUAUUUUUUGCAUUUGAAUGUUUGUUUUGAUUUCGUUUCUCCCUCGCUUUUUUCUCGUUGCUUAAUUUUGUUUGUGUUUUGUUUUUUGUAGUUAAAAAACAUGAAAAUGAUAGAGUUCGUUUAGUUUGCCAUUUCUUUUUUUAUUGCAUAAUUUCUAAUAUUUUUAACAAAAAUAAAAAACAAACAAAAAAAGUUUAAAAGCACAAAAACACUAAUGUUGCAAAUGUAAAAUGCCCAAGAGUAAUAAAUAUUAUAAUAUA
Molecule: messenger RNA, 3413 nt
Organism: Schistosoma turkestanicum
Lineage: Eukaryota; Metazoa; Platyhelminthes; Trematoda; Strigeidida; Schistosomatidae
Source: the annotation of a GenBank genome assembly